CUUUCAGAGGAUUGCCAACCAACCGUUUGCCCCGAAUCCGGAAUAUGAGUGAUACGCGUGAGCAGAUUCUGGAGCAAAUCAAAGUGCAAGGCGAUCUCGUGCGACAGUUGAAAGCAGCGAAGGAGUCGAAGGAGAAGGACUUUGACGAAGAGUACCAGUUCAGUCAAGAUCGGAGUCAGCAUAGGAAUCAGCAGGCGGAGCAGCGCCGGGGAGCAGCGGGCGGUGCCGUCUGAAGCGGUGGCCAGCAUGCCGGAGACGCUGCCCGCCACUGCGACGGUGACGGCGUCGAGCAUCGACUGCACCGUGGCGGUGCUCAAGGUGCCCACGCCCACCCUCCAGCUGCCGGAGGUGUGCAAUCUGCAGAGCCUGGGCCUCAUCAUGGAGCCCAACAACAUUAACAUCGAGCUAAAUCCCGCCGCCGUCGUCACGCCCGCCCUGGAGCCAGCGGGACUCAAGAUGAUGACUAUGGACAUUACCAAAACCGAACCCGGACUCGUCGGGCUUUCCUCCAACCAGCAGCAGCAGUCCCAGCAAUCCAACACCGGCAUGAACAGCGGUGGCCAGAACAACGGGCCCAAUCCCAAUGGCAACGGGAAUGUGGUCAAUGUGGUCAACGCCGGCGGAGCCGGUGGCGGCAACAAUGGCAACGGGAAUGUCCAGAGCAUCGCCGCUGCGGCCAACAACAAUAACAACAACAACAACAACGGUAGCCAAUUGUGCGCAGGAUGCGGCAAGCACAUCCAGGAUCGCUACCUUCUGCGCGCCCUGGACAUGCUGUGGCACGAGGACUGCCUCAAGUGCGGCUGCUGCGACUGCCGCCUGGGCGAGGUGGGCUCCACGCUGUACACCAAGGGCAACCUGAUGCUCUGCAAGCGGGACUACUUGAGAUUGUUUGGCAACACGGGCUACUGCGCCGCCUGCAGCAAGGUGAUCCCGGCCUUCGAGAUGGUGAUGCGGGCCCGCACCAAUGUCUAUCACCUGGAGUGCUUCGCCUGUCAGCAAUGCAACCACAGAUUCUGCGUGGGCGACCGCUUUUACCUGUGCGAGAACAAGAUACUCUGCGAGUACGAUUACGAGGAGCGCCUGGUCUUCGCAUCGAUGGCCAAUCACCCGAUGCUGAAGCGCCAUGUGUCCUCCUUGGGUCAAGGAUCUCCGACCGGAGCGGCCGGGGCGCAGAACACCGCCGGCGGACUGCUGGGCGGCGGUCCAGGGGGCGGCAAUGUGAACGGCGUCGGCGUGGGCAUGGUCAACGGACCGCGCACUCCCGGCGAUCACAACAACAACAACAAUGGGCCCCAAACGCCAACCGGCGGUGGCUCACCGUUUGCCGCAGCCGCUGCCGCCGCCGCCGCCGCUGCCCAUAUGAAGAAUCAACUGGGAGCGUCCAGCUAAAAUAAAGCCCUAGGCAUGGGCGCCACUGGAGCUGUUCUUGCGGGAUCUGGAGUCGGCGCUGGAGCAGGAGUUGGAGCGACGAGUCAGCAAUUCUACUCGGGCUUUGGACUGCAGCACCAGCACCAGCAACAGCAACACCAACAACAGCAGCAGCAGCAGCAGCAGCUCAUGGGACUGGGCCUGGGAAUGGGCGGCGGUGGAGGAGCUGGUUCCGCCGGUGGAGCAGGAGGCGGAGGCGUUGGCAGCAUCGGAAGCGGGUGCAAGCGCUACCAAAGAAAGUUCUACAACCGCAACUGAGGGGAGUCGACGGGGGAGAAAACGCUAUGGGAAAGGAUACAGAAAUACAGAAUCGAUAUUCAAAUCUUCGUUUGCUUUGACUGAGUUCAAGUUUUAUAGUUUUAAAGGCUUAUAGUUUAGUUAGCCUACACAAAAGUACUUGCUGAAUUUGCAGACAUUUUUGGAUCCUAUCAUUUAAGAGACAAUAUGUUUACUUAGUUCUACUCGAGAAUAACCCCUUUGUUCAUAAACAAGGUUUUUUUUUGUUUCCACUGAAACCUGUACAUAUUUUCCUUGUAAACUGUUGACUUUUUAGCGCGAUCCUUUUUUUUUAUAUACACAACCUUAUAGAUAUAUUCGUAUUUAUCUAUGUAUAUGCAUAAAUAAUUUUAUUUUCACGCUCGAAGCGUGCGGUGCCAAAACAAAUUCAAAGCAGUGCCAAAAAGUUUUAAAAUAAACGAAGGAUAAAAAUGAAGAAAGUGAGGAGAAAUGCAGGCGGCUGGAGGAAAAUGGGAUUUGUGGACCUAUAAAAUCGAGAGAGUUAAAUAUCCCCACCGAUCAAAAUUCGAUUUUCCAUAUGUCCCUUUAGUCCGAAGGAGUCGCGAAGAGUGGUGGAUGAUUGGACGGUGUUGGAGGGCAAUUGGCAAAGUGAACUUUGAUGUGUAAAUAUUGAAACAUUCUGCACACGACUUAAGCACACAUGAUUUUUGUUCUGAUUCCAUUUUAAGUCUGUUGGAGCAACGUUGUUGAUUAUUAUUUAAGUUUAGUUUAGUGCGAGGCUAAAGAAUGUUCUUUCCACGGCGAACGUUGUAUAGAAGUAGCUGGGUGGAUGCCGAUCCACGAUGGUCCAGCGUUAGAUGUAAAGAGCCUAAGCUAGGUCGAUGUAAAGUUAAGAAUUUGUGUGUGUAUCUAUAACCAAUCGAACUAGUUACAAUAUGGGUGUAUUUAUUAAUCCUUUUUUUUGCAAUCUAAUGUAACACUAAUCAAUAUGCGUAAUUAGCGUUCGAUCGGAGCUAGCAAAUAUACUAAGUACGGGAGAAACCAAAGUGUGUGUAUAAGCAUCAGUCUAUCUACGAGCGAUAAACAAUUCUACCUAUCUAUCGAAUUACCGAAACUAUGUUAAAUAUCGUAAUAAUCUAAUAAUCAGACCUAAGUAAGAGCGAUUACCCAAUAUUUUUUUUUGUA
Molecule: messenger RNA, 2853 nt
Organism: Drosophila subpulchrella
Lineage: Eukaryota; Metazoa; Arthropoda; Insecta; Diptera; Drosophilidae
Gene: Bx
Exons: 5
Biological process (GO): positive regulation of transcription by RNA polymerase II
Cellular component (GO): nucleus
Molecular function (GO): transcription coactivator activity; DNA-binding transcription factor binding
Source: RefSeq, a predicted model, not a curated record